AUGAGACUUUCUUUCACCCAUUUCAUAACUAUCCUUCUUGGAGCCAGCCGCGCACAGGAGUCAUGCGACUCCGCCUGCCAGACGGCAUUCAAAGGAGCCCUCCUCCUCGAGUCCUCAGGGUGGGUGUCGAAGAACGUAACGCUAGACGAAUUCUACACCACCCCGGCCAACACCACUGGAGCAAAGCCAGGCGCCCUUCUGCGAUGGCAACCAGUCUCACGCAACGACAGCAACACGAAAUUCACAGCGCCAACCGGCAUGUCUCUUGCGCGUUUCAUGUACACGACAGAAGACAUUGAACGAAACCCUAUUCCGGCUACUGGAUUCGUGCUGUUGCCGUACAGCAAGCCAAACCGGGACGAGCCGCUGAAUACAAUAGUCUGGACCCACGGCACAGCUGGUAGAAUUCGCAACUGUGCACCUUCCAACAACAAAGACUUACACUAUGAAUGGAGAGGCCCGUAUGCUCUUGCUCUUGCUGGGUAUGCUGUCAUUGCGCCCGACUAUUCGGGUCAAGGCUCAGAUAUCCCUCAAGGAUUCAUGUACGAGGCGGGCUUCUUGCACGCAGCCGAUGCCGUAUACGGGUUGAUUGCUGCCCGCAAGGUCCUCGGCGAUUUACUCUCCAAGGAAUACGUAGUUGUCGGCCACAGUGAAGGGGGCAUGACAGCUUGGAGAACCAACGAGCGGCUCGCGAUGCCCAAUCAGGAAGAACUGCUGAAGGCAGGAAAGUUCCUAGGCUCUGUCGCCGCUGCUCCCGCGCUCCGUCCUCUUGACCUCUUCCCUGAGUCUAUCCGACGAGCCAAUGGUGGGCCGUUCGGCGGCGCCAACGCCAUCUUACUUCUGCAAUCGCUCGUACUGCUCUUUCCUCACACCUUCCAUCUCGAAGAUUACCUUACAGAUGCCGCUCUCGAUCUCCUUCCACUCCUGGAUCAAGGCUGCAUUCUUGUUGCAAACGCAUUAUACGGCAACUUCACCAGCGCACAGAUGUUCAAGAAGGUUACCUGGUACGAGCAUCCAGAUGUUGUCGACUGGCAAAAGCGUUACAAUGGCGCUGGCCCUCACGCUCUCGCUGGACCUAUGCUUGUUGUUCAGGGGAUUGCCGACGCUUUGGUGUACGCAGUCAACACUAGGAGUGACUUCAAUCGGACUUGCAGCGCUUUUCCAGAGUCUCGUGUUUCGCUCCUUUUGUACCCGGAGGUCGAUCACUUGGGUGCCUCGAUGGUUACAGUUCCUGACUAUCUUGCUUGGAUUAAGGAUCGCUUCGAUGGUGUGGAGGUUCCGGAAGGUUGUCAUACGAACACUGAAGAGACGAUUACGAAUACGUUCAGGACUGUGGUAUCCUACUACAGUGGAAGUCUAGCAGAAUAUGUACCAGGUCGCGCUCUCGAAGCACGGCAAUAUAGUCCUGCGCGAUGCGGCAGCCCAUUUACGACACUGAACGGCGCCAACUACACCACAUACUGUGAUCAAAACAUACGCAAUAAUGACGCGCCAACCGAAGCCAUUCAACUAGACAGCUUCGCAGAAUGCAUAGAGCACUGCUCACGGUUCUGGGGCCCCGGCGGAGGAUGCUUCGGCGUCCUCUGGGUAGACCCCGACAACAUCUGCUACAUGAAGAAUAGCAGCGCGACCGUCGAUCUCCUCGAACCGAACCCCCACCGCUACACAGCCCUCAUCGAGAGGAGCGAAAUGGAAGGCUUCGACGAAACAUGUCCGCACGAGGAUCUUUCCACCAACACCCUCCCCGGCGUCCACGGCAUGCAAUACACCACGCACUGCGGGCAGAUGAUCAAGGCAAACGUAGCUGACUUUGACGGGUAUCCACAUCUCGAGGGCAACUAUCAAUGGUUCUACCACGCCGACUCCCUCGAUGAAUGCAUGCAGAUAUGCGUCGAUCAGCAACCGCUCUGCACAGCUGUGUCUUGGAAUCCCAGUAUGGUAAUCGGUUUCGCCAACUGCAUUCUCAAGACGGGCGAUGAUUCUGGUUACACAGAUAGCUUGGACGUAGGCGCGGGAAUCAUCCUCUUUCACUCAGCAGUCAUGACGCAAAUCGACCAGAUCGAUACGAAAUGUCCAGAUAGGGAAUCGUAUACGGCGGCGGCGGGCACGGAGGAUGCUAAGGGCUUUGAAGUGCACUGUGGGAAGUUGAAUCCGGGGACUAAUAUUACGAGUUUGCAUUCGCAGAAUAUUACGGCGUGUAUGGAUGCUUGCGCGGAGGAGAACGUAGGAUGCAAAGCUAUUCUCUUCGACUCGACAUUGAAGGGCGGAUUCAACAACUGCUACCUCCAAAACACUACGAGUGUGAUUAGCGAGCAGCCAGGCGCGACUUACGCUGUACUUCUCGACGCGGAAAUCCCUUCUUCGUCGCCCUCCUCAUCAUCUGGAGCUGGCAAAGACAGUAACGACUCCUCCUCCUCCUCCAGCAAAGCAUGGAUAGCAGGACCGGUAAUCGGCGGCCUCGUCGCCCUCGCGCUGAUCGGCUUUGCGGCCUUCUGGUGGCGCAAGAGGAAGGCGACGAAGCUUGCUAAUGGAGAGAAGAGCCCGUAUAACAGGGAGAGCAUGUAUGGUGCAGUGCCGCCGCAGUAUGUAGAUGCGCAGCAUGUGGAUGCCCAGUAUGUGGAUGCGCCGGAUUCGGAUACUGUGAGGAGUGAGUUGCCGGCUAGUACAAAGUAUGCGCAUAAUCAUGGGCCAAGGAGUGAGCCGCAGGAGAUGCCUUCGUAG
This is a messenger RNA of Alternaria ethzedia, 2721 nucleotides long. RefSeq lists its product as uncharacterized. Gene Ontology annotation, biological process: lipid catabolic process. NCBI's taxonomy places the organism in Eukaryota, Fungi, Ascomycota, Dothideomycetes, Pleosporales, Pleosporaceae. Bases 1 to 2721 code for a protein of 906 amino acids. The transcript has 3 exons. The record is from RefSeq and is a predicted model, not a curated record. Gene Ontology annotation, molecular function: triacylglycerol lipase activity.